AUGGCAUGGAAGAAAGCCGAGCUACUCGCCGCUCUGAAGGAGCUGCGGGAUCGGACCGAUGAGCUCAUGGGCCUGCUCGAUCAACAGGAAGAUGGCGUCGACGUCGCUCCCGAGAGCAGCUGGUCGUUUCCCUACACUCCGGAGAGUGGCUCGUGCACUGCGUCGUUCCGAAUCGCCUCGGAGACGGCCCUUCGUGCGCUUCUCAAUCCAGUGCAGUACGUGUUCGAAUGCCUUACGGGCGGCAGCGAGACAAAGGCCCUCGUGGCGCUCGUCCAGAGCGGCGCUCCCGACCAAUUGGGCAAGCAGGAGACGUUGUCAAUCGACGAGCUCGCGUCACGCUGCAAGGCGGUGCCAGAUCGCCUGCGGGCCGUGAUCAGAAUCAGUGCAAGAUUGGGUAUCCUGCAGGAGACGAAGCCUCUCUCCGACGUCUGGACGCACACGCCCCACUCCCUGGUUCUUCGCAAGGACAGCUCCGCGCCUAUUUGGGCCAUGACGAGCUGGUCCCAGGCUUUCGUCACAAAGAUCAUGGACAAGGUCCCGGACCUGGUUUCACAGGAGAAUGCCGGCAAGACGGGCGUGGAGCUGGCCUGUGGAAAGGCUUCUGUAUUCGAGAUCCUUUCCGAGCCGCAAAAUGCCGAUCUGUCGACCUACUUUAAUCUCACCAUGAAGGCAUCCAGCCCGUUCAUGGCAGGCGGUGUCGCGGAUGACUACCCGUGGGAGCAGUUUGGUCGGGACGCCACCGUUGUGGAUGUUGGAGGGGGUAUAGGGUCGCAAAUGAUCGUCGUUGCCAAGAAGCACCCCAAGAUGCAAUUCGUCGUCCAAGACCUCGAACACGUCUGUCAAGGAGGAAGGAAGUUCUGGCAGACGCAGAUGCCGGACGACAUGUCACGACGGGUGCAUUUCCAAGCCCACGACUUCUACACGCCCCAGCCUGUGGAGCUCCCUAACAACCUACGGCCCAGUGUCUAUUGGAUGCGCUGGAUUAUUCACGAUUGGGACGAUGACAAGGCCAUCAAGAUCCUCCAGGCGCUUCGACACAGCGUCCAGCCGGGCGCCAAGCUUCUUCUGGGCGAGUUUGUCGUCACGGAGCAUCUGAGCAAGGUGGCCGCCCAGUGGAUGCUCUCGAUGCUCCUCUACGGGGGCACCGAGAGAACUGAGCAUGAAUAUGGGGUGCUCCUGGCCGCGUCUGGCUGGAAGAUAACCAAGCUGUACAAGACCCGGUCGCCUCUGGACAUUAUCGAAUGCGAGGCCAUCUAA
Acaromyces ingoldii is the source of this 1257-nucleotide messenger RNA. RefSeq names its product S-adenosyl-L-methionine-dependent methyltransferase. Lineage: Eukaryota; Fungi; Basidiomycota; Exobasidiomycetes; Exobasidiales; Cryptobasidiaceae. The transcript has 4 exons. Gene Ontology annotation, molecular function: O-methyltransferase activity. The coding region runs from base 1 to 1257 and encodes 418 amino acids. The record is from RefSeq and is a predicted model, not a curated record.